This is a messenger RNA of Polypterus senegalus (gray bichir), 810 nucleotides long. It is a transcript of the gene insl5a, whose product is annotated as insulin-like 5a. The transcript has 2 exons. The record is from RefSeq and is a predicted model, not a curated record. The coding region runs from base 16 to 396 and encodes 126 amino acids. NCBI's taxonomy places the organism in Eukaryota, Metazoa, Chordata, Cladistia, Polypteriformes, Polypteridae. Gene Ontology annotation, molecular function: hormone activity. Gene Ontology annotation, cellular component: extracellular region.
AGUACUUAGGGGACCAUGAAGGUCAGUGUGGUGUGUGUGUUGCUGCUGCUGGCUGCUGUCUGUGUCGGAGUGCACAGCGAAAUGAAGAUGGUGAAGCUGUGCGGCAGGGAGUUUGUCAGAGCCGUCAUCUACACCUGUGGAGGGUCACGGUGGAGGAGAAUACCAGGUGGGGGGGACCUGCCAGGUCCAGGACAGAUGUCUCUGAAUCCUUUCUCCCAAUCUCUGAACUCCCUGGAGGACAUCAGCAGUGAGGACAGCAGGGAGAUCUUCAGCAGCAGCAACCCAUUAGUUAAGAGAGAAGCCCCCCUCAAGCUGGAGCGGGAUCUUAAUCAAAUCCUCACUACUGGCUGUUGCCAGUUUGGCUGCAAUAAAAAAGACCUUAGUUUUCUCUGCUAGAGCAGGACUGUGGCACUGUGCCCAAAGCUCCUGUUGUUUUAAAUCCAGGAAAGCUACGGCUUCGCCAUUUAGAUUGUCAUUGUAAAUAACACAUUCAUUGCAUGAGCCGCUUUUUGUUUUGAUGAAAGAAACCUGAAUUCUUUGUACCAAACAUAUAGGAAAUGUCUGAUGCGAUGCCCAGUUUUGCAGAUCACCUAAGAACCGAAAAUAUACCAUGCAGUGCUUUUAGUGUAGAGCUUACAAAUCUGCUUCUCCUCUCUGUUGUGUUUAGAAGUAAAAAUCAGCUGCAGAGAAAGAAAAAAGAACAGCUUUAAAUGAAUCAGGGGAAUUGUUUAAUGAAGGGGUUUAUAAAUCUGGUUGAUAUAGAUGUAUCAAUAUUAUUUACAUCUGAAAAAUUGGAAUAUUAAAAAAAAA